GUCAGGUUCAAUGUCUGGUGGUCCAAUUCGUAGGGCAUCACAAGCUCUUCAAUUGAUUCUUCGUUCGCUUCCCGAAAACUGUCUUUUCAAUAUCGUUUCUUUUGGAAGCAGAUUUGAUUCCUUGUUUAAAGAAAGUGUGCGUUAUUCAGAAGAUACAUUUUCAAAAGCUUUAUCUCAUGUCGAAAACAUGGGUGCUGAUUACGGAGGAACAGAAAUAAAAGACGUUCUCGAAUGGGUAGUUAAGACUGCUCGUAGUGAUAUGCCAACCUCGGUUUUCUUAUUAACGGAUGGUGAAGUGUGGAACGUUGACGAAAUAGUUCAACUGAUUCAGAAAACUGCCAACGACCCAAAGAAAACUUUCCGACUCUUCUCUCUAGGAAUUGGAUCCAGCGUCUCGCAUCAUUUAAUCGAGUCAAUUGCUCGAGCUGGGAAAGGGUAUUCACAAUUUGUCACUGAUGAAGAACGCAUGGAUAAAAAAGUUGUCGGGAUGGUUAAGAAUGCAAUUAAAAACGCGUUAACUGAUUAUAAAGUAGAAUGGAUUGACGAGACGCCAACAGAUAGCAAGAAAAGAUUAUCGAUUAGUUCAUUUCCUUGGGAUUCGUCGAAAAAAAAUGAAAUCAAAUUUCGUCAAGCUCCCAAUUCUAUUCCCGCCAUAUAUUCGGGCGUGCGUGUGGUAGUUUACGCGAUUCUGGCGAAAGGCGUUGAGCCUAAAAAAAUUAUAAAUCUUUCAGCACAAUCCCUGGAUAGUCCGAUUAAACUUGAUGUUAAAGUAGAUCCAGUAACUCUUCAGGGAUCGAAAAUACAUACUUUGGCUGCUCGGAAAUUAAUUCAGGAUUUGGAAGAAGGAACAUCCAAUUUGCAUGCGGAUUCUACCGGAAAAGAUAAAGUUUCCGACGACCUUGUCAAAGAACAAAUUAUCAGUUUAGUCUUGCAUCAAGACAUACCAGCAAUUAACGAGAAAACUAACUCGGAAAUCGCUAGAAGUGAGACACUUAAACAAAAAAGAGAAGUUCCAGGACAAUCAAAUUUUGUUACUUUUGCUGGUGCUCCAAUGGUUCGUCAAGCUGCAUAUAUGGUAUCUGCAGCAUCUGCAGUGGGUUUCUCAUGCUCAUAUUCGCCGCCGUCGUUACGAAAACCUAUGCUACAAUCAUCAUCAUUUUCACCCAACAAUUCAGCUCCUAGAACUUUAUUAUCAGGAUCAAAUUUCCAAGGUCAAGCGUUACAAGCUCAAACGUCACAAGCUCAAGAGCAAGAACUAUCACCAUCGUUUGAUAUAAAGACACCAACUAUCGAAACAUUAUACGAAUUUUUAAAACUCCAAUCAUUCGAUGGAAAGUUCGUUGCAACAAAUUCUAAUUUCUCGGGCUUGUUUUCCGGGAGUGAUUCCAAGAAAGAUGACGAUUUGGUAUGGAUAACAGCUGUGGCAAUGGCUUAUUUGGAAAUUGUGAUGAAGGA
Messenger RNA from Ambispora gerdemannii, 1455 nucleotides. The record is from the annotation of a GenBank genome assembly. Lineage: Eukaryota; Fungi; Glomeromycota; Glomeromycetes; Archaeosporales; Ambisporaceae.